AUGUCGACCACUGCAAGCGGUACCUCCACGCCCGCGGCUAUCCGGCCGCUCGCCCCGGCCGACCACGAGCCGCUGCGCGCCCUCAACAACGAGUUUGCGGCCGAGCUCAACUGGCAAGAGCCGGACAGCUUCGAGAGCCUGCUCUCGAACGCAUUCUUCACGCGCACCAUCGGUGACCAGGAGGCGCUGCUCGUCGCCUUUGACCAGGACGACACGUAUGACAAUGUCAACUUCAUCUGGCACGGCAAGCGCCGCGACAAGUUUGUCUACAUCGACCGCAUCGUCAUCUCGCCCUCGGCACGAGGCAAGGGCUACGCGCGCGCCCUGUACGACCACUUGAAUGCUGAGGCGAAAGCCCAGGGACACCAGUGGGUCACCUGCGAGAUCUACGUCGACCCGCCCAACCUCGGCAGCAUUGCCUUCCACGAGAAGCUCGGCUUCAAGGAGGUCGGAAGGGGCCAGGCCAACGGCAAGACGGUCGGAUACUUUGAGAAGCAGCUGUAG
This is a messenger RNA of Vanrija pseudolonga, 504 nucleotides long. RefSeq lists its product as uncharacterized. The record is from RefSeq and is a predicted model, not a curated record. Bases 1 to 504 code for a protein of 167 amino acids. Lineage: Eukaryota; Fungi; Basidiomycota; Tremellomycetes; Trichosporonales; Trichosporonaceae. The transcript has a single exon. Gene Ontology annotation, molecular function: acyltransferase activity, transferring groups other than amino-acyl groups.